ACUUCGCUAAACAUACACCGCUGGCUCAGGGACAGCAAAGAUGGUGGUUCUCCGAGCUCAAGUUAUUCUUGCUGGUGAUCCUUGUGUGGGGAAGAGUGCACUAACACAAGCAUUUCACAGUGAUGGAACACAUUUUCCUAAAAAUUAUACCAUGACAGCUGGAGUAGAAGUCUGUGUAAAGUCUGUCAAUAUCCCAGAGACUUCUGACAGUGUGGAACUUUACAUUUAUGACUCAGCAGGAAAGGAAAUGUUUGCUGACAUAGUUCAACAGCAUUGGACACAGCCAAACAUGUUUCUUGUGGCUUAUGAUGUGACCAAUGAACAGUCGUUCAAUGCCUGUAACAAGUGGUAUGAGAGGUGCCGAGCACAAAAACCAAAUCAAAGUUUACCCGGAGCUCUGGUGGCCAUUAAAACUGACCUCAAGCAGAGAAGAGUGAUAUCUACAAAACAAGGGCGUGAGCUUGCUAGCUCCAAGGGCCUGGAAUACUUUGAGUGCUCUGCAAAAGAUCACGAGAACGUGGAGGCACCAUUUUACUACUUGGCAAAAGAAUUCCACAAUCUUUACAAUGAGAAAGUUGAACAGAUGAAGACAUUGACAUAGCAGUGUUAUUUUUGUUUUGGUUCAAGUCAACUGUUUCCAAUCUUAUCUGGAGAGAUGGCGUUUGAAGUACUUUAAUUUAUUUGGAGCCCAGCUCUAUCAUGUAGAACUCAAACUGAUAUUUUCGCUUUUGCCUUCCUUUGUUUCUGGUUGUAAGUACAGUCAUGUAAUCAAUCUCAAAGCUUUCAUAAUCUCGUUAGUGUUUUGAUGACUUAAGAUAGACUCUUAAACCUUUGUGUAAAAUUCUGAUUAAUGACAGUUCAAAGCUCUAAGUACUUAAACGUUAGAACCACUUUGUACAGCAAAAUUAAUAGUACCACAUGAAGGUGCUGCUCAAUAGCUUUCAUUUGAAUGGUCACACAUUAGGGUUUCAUCCACAGACUUAAAAGUUAGAACCAGCUUGUAAAGCAUAAUAAACAGUACCACAUGAAAGUACCUUGCAAUUAGUUAUUUGAAUGUUCACACUAAGGUUUAUCUACAGCCCUAAAAAGUUAGAAACACCCUGUACAGCAUAAUAAACAGUACCACAUGAAAAUUCUGCUCAAUAGCUUUCAUUAUAUUUAAAUGGUCACACUCAGGGUUUCAUCCACAGAUUUUAAAGUUAGAGCUACCUUGUACAGCAAAAUCUACAAUACCACAUGAGAAAAAAAAGUAUCGUUCAUUUAAAUGGUCACACACCAGGAUUCCAGUCAUAGACUCAAACGCUAUAGAGAAUCUCCUUUUACAGAAUACAAAAUAGUGCCUCGUGAUAGUCCUACGACUCAAUUUGAAUUGUCACACAGCAGGGUAUAAACAAGAUAUAUAAGUAUGGGUAAUCAAAUGGUGACGAGUGAAAUUAGGAAAUAAUUUCACCUACGUUUUGUCGAAUUUCUAAUAAUUUCAUUAAGAGGGAAACUAUUGUAAUUUUGACAAAAAGUAAGUGAAAUCAUUUCUAAUUUCACGAGUAUAUCAGUUGAUAUAUCAUAGGUGACAAAUUACGCUUACAGUCCCUGACUCGUCUAUGAAGCGAGAAAUUUCGCUCCAAACGUUGCUAUGGCGAUUUUGUAAUUUUACUUGUGAAGUUAUAAAUUAACGCUGAAAUUUCGCACCAAAAUUAAGGAGUAAUUAGUCA
Molecule: messenger RNA, 1709 nt
Organism: Orbicella faveolata
Lineage: Eukaryota; Metazoa; Cnidaria; Anthozoa; Scleractinia; Merulinidae
Product: intraflagellar transport protein 27 homolog
Molecular function (GO): GTP binding; GTPase activity
Source: RefSeq, a predicted model, not a curated record